AUGGCUCAGACGGAGUCUAAUGAAGAUACCCCACGUCCUUACGAUGUGAAGUUCAGUUGGAGAGCGGCUAUAUUUGCAGUGCUGUUGGCUGGGAGAUAUUUUGGGGUCGCCGACGCGAAAGGUGUUAUUGAGCAAUGCCUCUCACAGGAAGGCGAUGGCAGAAUCUGCGGAUUGCGCAUAUUCGGUACCAUCUGCGCACUAUCUCUUACAUGCUUCGUAGGGUACAUCGUCGGAUCUAUCGCCGGACGUAUUACCUACAAUGUGAGGUUUAAUUGGAGGGCGGCAGCAUUCGCAGUGCUAUUAUACGGAAAAUAUUUCGCGGGCACCGAUGAGAAAAACAUCAUUGACCAAUGCAUGUCACAGGAAGGCGACGACGGAAAGUGCGGAGUGCAAUUAAUCAAUAUCCUCUUGGCACUAUAUUCUACGUGCUCCGCCGGAUAUUUGUUUACAUUUCUCGUUGCACCUUUCGGCAGAGACCAAAGCGUGAAGCUCAGUUGGAAUGUGACUAUAUUUGUGACUAUAUUCGCGAUGUUAUCGUACGUCCUAUAUUCCGGGGUUGUUGACGAUGUCGUAGCCGUCGUUAUCCAAUGCAUCUCCAGGGAAGGUGAGGGCGGAGAGUGUGGAGGGCAAAUAAUUAGAACUGUUUCUACGCUGCUCCUUACAUACUUCGUCCCACUUAUUGUCGGAGAUCUUCCGAGGUAUCCUACCUUCCUAUAUCAUCAGAUACUGAGGCUUUUGGCUAAUGUUGUGUCUAGAAUCUUGUCAAUCAUUUCUAGAAUCUUGUCAGUCACGGCUUCGGGACUAGAAGCGAUGGCGACGAACUUACGUGCAGCUUCGAGGAACGCGAACGAAAACCCGGAUGAAUCUAUCACAUCUCAUCAGAUGGACUCAAGGGAUUAUCUCGCUUAA
Penicillium lagena is the source of this 909-nucleotide messenger RNA. RefSeq lists its product as uncharacterized. Bases 1 to 909 code for a protein of 302 amino acids. The record is from RefSeq and is a predicted model, not a curated record. The transcript has a single exon. Lineage: Eukaryota; Fungi; Ascomycota; Eurotiomycetes; Eurotiales; Aspergillaceae.